AUGCCAGCUCUAGGAAUAGGUCGUCACCUCAAUCCCCUUGAAGACUUCCGCCGCACCGGCGAAUUCCGCGAACGAAAACCGGGCUACAAGGUCCUCGACCUAGUCCCCGUCCUAAUCUCCCAAUCACGCAUUCCCAUGCGCGAAAGCCUUUCCGGCGCUCACCUCGACUACCUCACCCGCCCCUUACCCGAAACCUGGAACAAAUCUGAGAUGCAAACCCUGCUAGAUAUCUGGAUGGAAAUGUUCGAUCGCACAUUCUUCUUCAACUCCAUUCGUAGGGCCGUGGGACCACUGGUGUUUACGAAGAUUGAUUCGCCGGGCAUACUGACGUAUGCGCAGUUCAAAUCUGGGUGGGAUGGCUCGAGACGACAGAUCAUUGUGGAUUUGCAUGAUGAGCUGCCGGAAUUUUAUGAGGGUACGCGCGAGCAGUGGUAUAUUUGCCAGGUUAUGCAUGAGAUGUCUCAUGCUUUCCUCGGCAUAUUUCGUUGUAAAUGUAGGCCUUGCUUGAUGAGGGUUGUGGAUCAUUCGAAGAAUGGCGGCGAGGGGAUUAGUGGACAUGGACCUGCGUGGUGCAAUGUUAUUGUAGCUCUUCAGGAGGCGUUGCAGUCUACGGUUCGUUGGCCGGUAGAGUGUAAUAUUGUCGCAAGUGCUCAGCAGAAUAUUGAGGGUUGGGUUCCAAAUACAAGACAACUUGAAAAUUGGGGGUUUUCUCCAGAGGAUAUCGAUGAAGCGAUGGAGGUCUGUGAGAAUAAACGUCAGUCUAGACGCAGUCGAGGAGGAGGCUCAAGAGGAGGUUCUAGUGGACCUUCCCGUGGCGGUGGCGGUGGCCAGCCCACUGGACGUAUCAAUCCUGAGACAGGAUUUCCCGAUCAUUUCGAGAUUUGCGGCAGCGACGACGAAGACGGCGGUAGCGGCUUUCUCGGAGGAAUGAUAGGCAGAAAAAGCGGUAGAGGCGGAGGUGGAGGUGGUGGGGGGUCGGGCAGUGGCAGAGGUAGGGGCAGGGAAGAGGAAGAGGAAUCCUAUAGCGGAGGCUCGGAUGGCUCUUACUACAGCGGCAGUGGUUCUGGAUCAGACUACGGAUCAAACUAUGGAUCAGAUUCAGAUUACUAG
This is a messenger RNA of Glarea lozoyensis ATCC 20868, 1110 nucleotides long. RefSeq lists its product as uncharacterized. The transcript has a single exon. NCBI's taxonomy places the organism in Eukaryota, Fungi, Ascomycota, Leotiomycetes, Helotiales, Helotiaceae. Bases 1 to 1110 code for a protein of 369 amino acids. The record is from RefSeq and is a predicted model, not a curated record.